AUGAUGGCGGCGAUGCAGCCUCCGCCGGCGCCACAGGCCACCAGAGUACCAUGCGCUGCAACGAUCCCCAUGCAGCCUCCUGUGCAGCCUCGGUCCAGGACCAGGUCCGUGGGAGGUGUGGCCUGCUGUGCUGCCUUGGCCACAGCGACGGCGGCUAGAAGUUGUCGGAGGAGGCUCCGGAAGAAUCUUUGCUACACCUCUUCGCCCAUGUCUCUUCAGGCUUGUGCGCUGGAACUGCCAGAGCUUACAGCCGACGAGGCGCGGCAGUUGGGCGAGGGGCUUCGUGUUCAGCGGCAGGAGCGAAGCGGCGGUACCGGCCAUGGCUUUGUGGUCGUCGACGUGAAAGCCCCAGCCUCCCUCGUCCUGCAGUGCUUGGAGUCCUUCAAGGACUAUCCCAACAUGAUCCCGGUCGUGCGCAAAGCCGAAGUCCUGUCCCUGGUAGAUGAAACGGGUGGUUGCACGGCGAAGUGCAGCUACAGGAUUUCGAAGUUCUGGCUUGGCAUCCAUGCCCGCCACAGCGUCGACCGGGCAAAGAAUACCUUGAGCUUCGAGUUGGACGAGACGGGGCCCAGGCUGGUUCUACACGAGGCCUCCGGCUACUGGCACGUGCAACCCCAGGGGGCCGAGGAGAGUAGGGUCUGGCUUUGCGUGACGCGCUUGAGGGCGUCGCCCCUAGUGCCAAAGUGCAUCAUCGAUUAUGCCGCCGAUCGUGCUCUCAGGAGAGCCACCUGCUGGCUACAGCCCGUACUCGGGGCUCGAUGGGGACAAAUGAGGCAGUCGAACGCAGAGACGUCGGAUGAGGCUGCUACGCGGGCCGUGGUGCCUUCGACGUUCUGUGCCGCAUGA
Messenger RNA from Symbiodinium sp. CCMP2592, 846 nucleotides. Lineage: Eukaryota; Dinophyceae; Suessiales; Symbiodiniaceae. The record is from the annotation of a GenBank genome assembly.